ACCAGACUAGUCUUUAAACCACGAAUAGACAAUUAUUUAUGAAAAUCAAAUUACCAAAGCAGUACACAACAGACGAAGAGUCAUUGGGAUUGUUAUGUUUCGACAAGACGCCGAUCAGCCCAACGAGAAUGAGAUUUGUAGUCAUUAGCAUUAUGUCCAUAACAUUUUUAAUUCAAACAUUUUCUCAGUCCAUUUGGAGCGCCAUUUACGAACCGGCACUAUUGGCUUUUCCAGACUGGACUAGCCGAUCGCUGUCCUUAUUGCCUAUAUGGGGCAAUUUGAUGACUGCAUUGUUAGUGUUACCAGUAUGUCAAAUGGUCGAUAAAUACGGAUUAAAAGAAAUCAUGUUAUAUUCAUGUUGUUUUUUUACGUUGGGCACGGCUGUUCGAUGUAUGCCAAUCAUGUACUCUUGUACGCUGUGUUUGCACUUGUCAGCUGUAUGUCUGUCUGUUGGCAGCGUGGUGACGACACCACUAAUAGUAACUAUGUCGGGACAGUGGUUUCCUAAGAAAGAGCGUAACAUGGCUAUUGGUUUAUGUUCGGCUGUGAGUAUGUUGGGAUCAGCGGCCACAUACAUUAUUGGUCCUAUGGUGGUAUCCACGGUCUCUGAUGGACCAUUAAGUCGGUUCGUCAUAAGAAUUCAGAUUAUGCAUAUGAUGUAUACAUGUCUGGGUCUAAACGCGUUUGUCACUUUUAUAGUUUAUAUGUUAUUUCCGAGACACAUUACGCCGCUAAGCGGCAAUGAAUCUAUGUGUUCGGCAAAGUCGCACAAGAACGCCUGCAAACUGAUUUGUUCACUCAAAACACUUGUUAUGAAUUUCAAAUUGUGGUGUCUUGUAUUUGUGCUCACACUGUCCAAUUCAAUGACGGUUCCGUGGUCGGCGCUAAUACCGUCGACUUUUUCCAAGCUCCGAGUGUCACCUGAAAUCACCACAAAGUGUUGUUUUUUUAUGAUUAUUCAUACUUUUGGCCUGAGAUUGUCUAUUAGCAGUUUUGCGGAUCGCGCCCCUCGUUACACCAAGGCAUUCAUUAUGAUUUGGGGUUCUGAAAAGCCAUCCAAAGCAUCUAAAGCAUCUAAAGCAUUCCAAUAUAUUACUCUUAGAAUGAUAACCGGAGCUCUAUGGUUUUUUACCAAUGAAUCAUUUCAUAAAGACCUUAAAAUACCCACCAUCAACGAACUUGCUAAAAAUCAAUAUAAACGUUUCCACGUUAAAUUAUUGAGCCACCCAAAUCCACUCAUCAGCAGUAUGUCCUCAUCUCUCCCUGGUAAUGUUCAAUGUCGACUAAAGCGUAAUUAG
This is a messenger RNA of Melanaphis sacchari, 1298 nucleotides long. RefSeq names its product disrupted in renal carcinoma protein 2-like. Gene Ontology annotation, biological process: transmembrane transport. The coding region runs from base 39 to 1298 and encodes 419 amino acids. Gene Ontology annotation, molecular function: transmembrane transporter activity. NCBI's taxonomy places the organism in Eukaryota, Metazoa, Arthropoda, Insecta, Hemiptera, Aphididae. The record is from RefSeq and is a predicted model, not a curated record. Gene Ontology annotation, cellular component: membrane; intracellular membrane-bounded organelle. The transcript is spliced from 10 exons.